Messenger RNA from Aspergillus saccharolyticus JOP 1030-1, 1461 nucleotides. RefSeq names its product FAD-binding oxidoreductase. Gene Ontology annotation, molecular function: FAD binding. The record is from RefSeq and is a predicted model, not a curated record. The transcript has 4 exons. The coding region runs from base 1 to 1461 and encodes 486 amino acids. NCBI's taxonomy places the organism in Eukaryota, Fungi, Ascomycota, Eurotiomycetes, Eurotiales, Aspergillaceae.
AUGCCACAGAACCAGGAAAUGCCAGAAAUGAAUGCGUAUCUCUGGUAUUGUCAUGAUCUCGCAAUCACAUAUCCUGACACCAUCACUUGGCCGGGAGAAGACCAGUUCGUGGCCGAACAACAGGAUUAUUUCUCCCGCCAACAGUCGGAACUCAGCCCCGCAUGCUUUUAUCGACCUUUUGACGAGCUGCAAUUAUCGUACGCCGUGGCCAGAGUGAAGAUCCACCCACUUUGUCCCAUUGCCGUCAAGGGAGGAGGUCAUGCAUCAUUUGCAGGUGCUUCCAAUACAGCCAAGGGCAUAACCAUUGUCCUUCGACACUUCGACCAAGUGACCCCGUCAGCAGACAAAAGGACCGUGCGAGUAGGCGCAGGAAAUCGCUGGAGGAACGUGUACCAGGAGCUGGAAAGAUUCAACCUGACCGUGACAGGCGGCCGAACAGGAUCUGUCGGAGUCGGGGGAUUUACUCUUGGAGGUGGAAUCUCUUUCUUCUCUGGCUUGUAUGGCCUGUCUUGUGAUAACGUAGCCAACUAUCGGGCGAUCCUUGCCAAUGGGUCUAUUCUCGAUGUCAACCGAAACUCCCAACCCGAGCUCUACUGGGCUCUAAGAGGCGGGGGCAGCAAUUUCGCCAUUGUCACCCAUUUUGAGAUGUACGCGAUCCCUCAUGCCUACAUGUGGGGGGGAACACGGAAUUACACUAAGCAAUGGAUUCCUCGACUCAUCGAUUUCUAUGUCGAGUCGGGAUUCCUCGCCUCUUCCCAGCCCUCGGCCUCCCAGAUCACCACCCUCUACUACCGGGACGGCGAGUAUACCGCGACAGUCGAUCUCUUCAAUGUCAACCCCGAGCCUAGCGACAUGCUUUUCAACACCACCCUGCCCCAGGUGCCCUACACGUCCGACACUCUCGCCAUCACGCGCCAGUCGCAGCUGGCCGAGUCCAACUACCUUGGCCAGCCCGAUGGACUGCGUCAGACAUAUUGGACCGCCACAUACCUCCUCGACCAAGCACUUGCGCACUUCAUCCACCAAGUCUUCGAAGAGGAGACGGCCGCUCUGGGGCCACUCGAUGAUCUAGAGGCGCGCUGCAUCAUGCAGAUAUUUGCCAACAACACCCUGCAGGCCAUGACGAAAAACGGGGGCAACGCGCUCCCCAUCGCGGGUGGUGAGCAGCCAGUCAUCAUUCUGAACCCGGCCUUCCGAUGGCAGCAGGCGAGCGACGACCUGAAGAUUCUGCAGGCUAAUCAGAAUCUGUUCACCCGCGUCAAACAUUACGCAAGGGAGCGCGCCCUCAAUGUCGAUUAUCUGUACAUGCCGUAUGCAAGCGAAUUUCAGAACGUGUUGGAGACCUAUGGCCCAAAGAAUCUCGACCGCUUGCGUCAGGUAGCGAGCACCUACGACCCCGAGGGCUUCUUCCAGACGCAGACCCCGGGGUAUUUCAAACUCAACGGACGGGUUGGCUGGUGA